UAGAGUUGUGAGUAAUUUAUGAUAAAAUGGGAUCUGAUUCAAGUAGGAGCCAAUUGAAUGCGUAUAGGUCAAAAACCCUAAAAAAAUUACGAAAAAACAACGGGGAAGUUGUCCCGGGGACGGGUAAUUAUUCCAACAACUGGAAUAAAAUUGUUUUAAAAGUGGACAUUAUAUUUUAGGAUAUUUUCGGGGCGCAGCCGAUAGCGGUGAUAAAAACUAGAAAGUAAGUGGUCAAGUCGGGGCAGUGUUGCUUCAGUGAUUGUUUUAAACAUAAAUCCGGCCUCCGUUACUAAAAUUGAAAAUUAACAUUUUAAAGGAAUUUGUUAAAAUUAAAAAUAAAUGGAAAGAGAUUGAUAGUGAAUACAGUAAAUGUUGUAAAAAUAAUUGUAUAAAUACAAACAACCCUAUUGGUAAAUGUAUUAAAGGAAAUGGAUUUGGAACCUUAAUUAAUGAUGAAAAUAUUAAGUUGCAAUAAAUACAUAGCAGUUUAUACAGAAAAAACAUUCAACAAACCACAAUGUUGUUUUAAUUAUUCCUUAUAUUAUUUUGAAAUUAAAUGCAAACUUGAAGGAAAGUUAAAUAAAGGUGAUAAAUGGAUGUCUAUUGGUCUUAAAAAUUCGAGUACAAAAAAAUAUAUUUAUUAUUCUGCAAAUUAUGCCACAAUUUUAAACGACAAAAAUGAAGCAUUUAAACUUGAAAUAUCCUUCAAAAAUAACGAUAUUUUUGGUUGUGGAUUAGUUUAUCCUCCGACUAAUAAAUUAGAUAAAAAAGAAGAAUUUCCGUAUAUUUUCUUUACAAAAAAUGGAAAACAAAUUGGUAAAUAA
Molecule: messenger RNA, 824 nt
Organism: Meloidogyne enterolobii
Lineage: Eukaryota; Metazoa; Nematoda; Chromadorea; Rhabditida; Meloidogynidae
Source: the annotation of a GenBank genome assembly